Molecule: messenger RNA, 1080 nt
Organism: Cladocopium goreaui
Lineage: Eukaryota; Dinophyceae; Suessiales; Symbiodiniaceae
Source: the annotation of a GenBank genome assembly
AUGGCAGAGGGUAAGGCACCCGCGGCGCCGGCGCCUGCGCCUGCUGGGGCUGCACCCGCAGAUGCUGCACCUGCGACGAAUCCGAACAAUGCCAGAGCAAGAAGGCCCAAGAAAAAGACCGCACCAAAGAUAGUGAGAUGUAUGGACUGUGGCUGUCCAAUUCAAACCAUUCUGCUUCCUGGAGGGGGCUUUGCAGAAGGGUGUGAAGAAUGUUGGAAAGACGCAGGCUACAAGGGGACUCCACCUUGCAAUGUGCAGAAGAGCCGGUAUGCAGAGAAGGCCCAAAAGCAGCUGGAAAAGGCACAAAAAAGAAAGGAUCAGAAAACUCCAGCCGAGGUGGAGGCAGAGAGACGGCAGGCAGCGCGUCAGGAGAAGCUGGAAGAGAUCAGAGCUAAAUCGCCCUUGAAGCAAGCACUUUUCAGCCUGAUUCAACACAUUGAGGACCAAGGACUCUCUGAGCUCGAACUUUUCCAUGAGAUCGAUCAGAAUGGUGAUGGCAUUCUCACCAGAAGUGAAAUGGCAGCCGCCUUGAGGCGCUUGGGCUGUCCCCUGUCACCGGCAGAGCUGGAUGGUGUGCUACGCUGCUUUGAUGCUGAUGGUUCUGGGAGCAUUGACUUCGGGGAGUUCUACCAGAUUCUGAAGGAUGAGUGUGACAGCAUGGAGAUGAAGGAAGCAGAACAAGACGACCCGCGACUUUGUGGCUUUGAAAUUGGGGACCGAGUACGGCUAAAAGGCCGCCUGCUUUCAGAGUUGUCAGGUGCGUCUUUGUUAAAGGAUGAUUUGGACGUAACGACCGGGAAGGUGAUGGGACCAGGGAAGAAGCAGGGCAUCAUUAUGAUAGCACUGGAAAAGAAUGGUGAAGAGAUGACCGUCAAGGCCUCCCUACUGCAAAAGCUCUCGGCAACCAAAGGCCAUCAUCACGGAUGUAUGUGUGAGGUGUGCUUCCUCGAGUGCUAUGGAACCGAUUACUAUGGGUUUGCUCCAGAUGAUCAGGAGAACCCUUAUUUGCCCCAGCAGGUGCCGUCACCGGCCUCUCGUCCGAGGAAAUCUAAGAUGAUGAAACAGGAUGAAACAGGAUGA